CCAGGCAAGUUUGAGCCUCGACACUUCAAUGUAUGCCGCUCUUCAACGGCCCAUUCAUCCUUAAGCUUAAGCAGUCGGUUGGACAAUCCCGCUCUCGUCUGGCAAUUUUGGGAUAGCAGACCAAGCGGUCUGCUUGUGACGGGAAGCAUUCGCUGGCUGCCUUGUCCUCGCGGUCCAUCACAUCUAAUCCACACACACGAAGAUGUGCGACUUCACCCAAGCCAUCACUGCGGCCUGCGCUCACCGUCCACCAUCACCUCCCUAUCUUGCGCCUAUAGGACAGGAGUCGCCUUGCGACUGCCCCCGUCAAACAAGCCAAAUAGCGGGGCACAGGCUUUGAAAACUGCAGAAAUUUGGAAUCGGCCGGCCAGGCGACCAGCCGACAGGCAAAACAGACAGACAGAUCAUGGAACAGCCGCCGCCGCAAUCAUCGCAGAUUAGCUCUCACUUCCAGGUCGAGCCGGUCUCUGGGGCGACCCUAUUUGAACAAGAGGCGAGGCGCAGGGACGCGCUGGCGCGGCGCGGCCGGUGCCUCACCGGAUGUCGCGAGCUGGACGACCAAGUGCUCCUGGGCGGGUUCGAGAGGGGUUGCGUUAUCGGCAUCAGCGCCGAGGACGAGGAUGUGGGCUUGCUGAUCGGGCUCCAGACUGUGGCGAGGCUGUUUGUCGACAAUCUCAGGACUGGACGGGGCACGGUGCCGCGGGCUACGGUCAUCACGACGCUCUCUGUUGGGGCACUACUGCCAACACUGCGGGACACGUUUACGGCACAGCUUGUGGCGCAGGGCCAGAAGCCUGGGAAGGGCAGUGAGCUCCUGAAGCGGUAUCUGGAGGCGAUUUCGAUUUCCCGCGUCUUCGACGUCUCCGGGCUGUGGGAGGCCCUUGAAGAGCUGAAUAGUAUGUCUUCCCAUGACAAGCCGCCUCAAGAGCCUUCGAGUCGCCAACAGGCCGCCGAGGAAGAGGCGAUCGCUGCCUCCCAAGCCGCCCACACGGAUGAGAGGGAUCAACAGGAAGAAGCAAAUACAUCAGAACUAUCGUCAAGCCCGCUGUCAGAUCCUCCAAGCAGUCUACCGGAUGAUAUGGAAUUUGUGGAGGCAAAGCCCAGGAAGCCGUCACCCGGUGAGAGAAUAGAGAUCGCAGAUAGUGAGGACGAGGAUGACCUUUGUUCUCCUAUGAGUCGAGCGAAAACGUCGCCUGAGCCAGAAGCACAAGGACUGGUGGUACCUGCGGAGAAUCGAUCCUCCAAGGAAAAUGAGGCGAGCAUCAACCAGCCCGACAUCGAUCAGUCCGAGACGGAGGCAGAUUCACAACUUCCAGAUAUAGUACUGAUAACACACAUGUCUACAAUUCUGUCGUCCCUCUUUCGCCUACGAGAGAAAGAGACAGCCCACCAGACGGUCCAGAUCCUCUCCUCUCAGCUACGCUACCUAUCACACUCACCCAAACACGGUGGCCCACUCACCAUCAUCCUCAACUCGACAACAAGUUCGCAAGAAGCCCUUUCUGAUCGCCACAGCAGAAGUCCAGGCCCAGGGCAAGAGGCACCGAACUCGAGAGGCCCGAGCGGGAGGACCCUGGACCCCACGCUCCGCUCCAUCUUCAACCCCCCGCCGCUCCCGACCACCGGCCUGGGAUACGCGCACGACACGCCGCUCUCGCGGCGCAACAAGCCGUCGUUUGGGCUUAUCUUCGCCCAGAUGCUGGACAUGCACCUAAUGUGCUCGCGCGUGCCCCGGACGAGGGUGGACGCCGAGGCGCUCUUCGGCCCCCCAGGCAGGGUGGCGGGCGAGGGUAGCAGGGUAAGGUACGGCUGGGCCGUGGAGGUGCUGCUGGACGAGGUGGGCGUAUGGGAGGGCGAGGGCGAGGGCGAGGGCGAGGGCGAGGGCCAGGGGCCGGCGCACCGCCCACCGUGGGGCACGAGGAGGGCUUCGAGGGAGCAGCGAUGGGGCGCUGUGGAUGUUAGGAGGGACGGGGAUGGGACGAGGGUCGUGGAUGCGUUUGGGGCCGGGCAGAAGCCUGUGCCCGAUGUUGUGCUCUCUGCUGGGUUGGGCGGGAGGAGAGGAUGAAGGGGCCUGCGAGGUCAUUGGGCUGGGCAUUGCUUGGCAUUGCCUCGAUGGGCAACCUGGUAGAUAUCCGGUACCGUAGUGCAGUGUCCAACGUACUGGAUGGUCCCAAUUCUUUGCCUUGCUUCCCAAGAACCCAAGCGAAUCUCAUUGCUCUCUAGUGUACCACAGUAGGUCAUGCCCAAGGGCGUGUCCGAGGGCGUGUCCAUCGGCAAUGCCACCCUAGAGUGUGUCGUCUCGGGAGUGUAUCGAAGAUGGACAGAUGCAAGUAACGUAUCGUAUUCUGCUGGCCCAGAGUCGUCGAUAAUCAAG
This is a messenger RNA of Diaporthe batatas, 2374 nucleotides long. RefSeq lists its product as uncharacterized. Bases 407 to 2065 code for a protein of 552 amino acids. The record is from RefSeq and is a predicted model, not a curated record. Lineage: Eukaryota; Fungi; Ascomycota; Sordariomycetes; Diaporthales; Diaporthaceae. The transcript has 2 exons.